Penicillium alfredii is the source of this 444-nucleotide messenger RNA. RefSeq lists its product as uncharacterized. The coding region runs from base 1 to 444 and encodes 147 amino acids. Lineage: Eukaryota; Fungi; Ascomycota; Eurotiomycetes; Eurotiales; Aspergillaceae. The transcript has a single exon. The record is from RefSeq and is a predicted model, not a curated record.
AUGAAGCUCACAAUCCUCGCCCUCCUCGUCGCCGCGGCCUCAACCGUUUCUGCAGGAGACCACUGCGUUGCGGCUGACAACCCCAUCCGAGGCGAAUGUCUAGCAGACAAUGGAAAAAGUGUCGGCUGCAGCAAAGGAUACUGCUGGAAACGCUGCGGCGAGCCCGAAGACAAGAGCGAAGGCCUCAAGGGCCAAUGGUGUUGGACGUCGGAGAUCUCGCGACCCUCGACCCAGACAAGCACGGCUUUGUUCGGCGACUGGAUCAAAUGCUCCAAGGACUCAGAUUGCAAGGAGUCCGAUUUUUGUGGCAUGAAUCACACGGGCGGGCUGUGCCCGACCUGCGGGUGUGGUUGCCACAACACCAAGGAGGGCGUGACUUGGGCUGGUGGGGAUAUUGAGGGAGACAAGGUCUGGGCGCGUAAGGGAUAUGACCACAACUGCUAG